GAGGAGCCACAGGAAUGCCACUAGUACUUGAACAUCGUCCACAGUGGCGGAAGAAACAACCGAGUCCCAUAGCUGCUCGUUGUCAUGGCUGGUGCAGACCUUGGACCCAUACCCUGUUGUCUUCAAUCAGGGAACUACAACCCUAGCGUUAUCUAGGGCUCCUCUUCAACCCACGAGAAUGUAACCUGGGGCUGCAGAUCCAGCCUGAGCACGUCCAUCUUCGACAGCCUUCAGCAUGCAGCGGGUCCAUUUGCACUCGGUCUUUAACUCUCUUUUCGUUUCAAUCCAAGGCAAUGGUGCUGAGAGGGAAGGUAUAAAUAGACGACACGAUGCCUGCUUCUUGACUUGCAUCAACUCAAUCGACAACCAUUCGACAACCAAUUCGACAACCCUCCGCCCCAGAGACUCCGCGGAAGCCACUCGUUCCUCCUACCACUCCUUCAUACCUUCCUUCAUAAUGGUCCACCUUCGCUCCCAGACAGGCCUCGCCGCCUUGGCUCUGCUCCUCAGUGCCGUUCAAUUCGUGUCUCCCGUUGGGGCUAGUCCCGUGUCCCUGCAGGCCAGAGUACCCGACGAUGGUGGGAGCACUUCUGCAGGUGGGGGCACUAUUGCACAUGUGACUCUCGAGACCGGAGGCGGCUGCUCCAGCAACAAGCGAGGAACUGAUGGUGGUUGCGAUGAUGACAAGGACAAGGGCAGCGGCAGCAGCAGUGGCUCCAACGGAGGCUCCAACGGCGGAGGCUCCAACGGCGGUGGCUCCAACAACGGCGGUAGCUCCAACAACGGCGGUAGCUCCAACAACGGCGGUUCAAAUGGCAGCGGCUCGAACGGUAGUGGCUCCAACGGCAGCGGCUCGAACGGUAGUGGCUCCAACGGCAGCGGCUCGAACGGUGGCAGCAGCGGCAGCGGCCAGCCAGGCUCAACCAGCGUGUAUGUGACCGACACCAACACGAACAGCGAAGGCAGCAACAACAACGACAGCCGCGACAACAACGACAGCGUGCUCUCGGACGUGGGGACCCUGCUCGGGCACAUCGUCUAAAGUGUCUCUAACAUACAGGCAAACGGGACACAGCACGGAUGCCACAGAGUCAGACGAAUGAUUCCUCUGGAUGUGACGUAGGCGUUUUUGUCUUUGCGAGUCGUUGUUUCUUAUAUACCUACCUACCUAGCUAGCUACUGGAUUGCGUUAUGUACCUCCGAACCAAUACCGAAUAAUAAUGAUACUGC
Messenger RNA from Aspergillus heteromorphus CBS 117.55, 1230 nucleotides. RefSeq lists its product as uncharacterized. The record is from RefSeq and is a predicted model, not a curated record. The coding region runs from base 236 to 1042 and encodes 268 amino acids. NCBI's taxonomy places the organism in Eukaryota, Fungi, Ascomycota, Eurotiomycetes, Eurotiales, Aspergillaceae. The transcript has 2 exons.